AUGCCAAGCCUUACUUCACUUACCAAAAUCACAUUGUUGGCUUCAUGUGUUUUUGGUCUUGGUGCUUACGCCGAACCCAUCUUAUUCAGAGAGCAAAAUGCAGUUGUUGAUUUUGGCGAAAAUGCAUGGAAAGAUGUGCAACACGUAUUCAAAGGUGUCACAGAUAGAGUCCAUGACGCUACCAGUAAACUCAAGGAUGCUUUCGACCAAGCCUCUGAUGCUUUCACCACUUUCACACAUCCUGCUUUCUCUAAUUAUGCUUUAAGAUACAAACAACCCAACAUCUGUGACCCCAGUGUCAAGCAAAUCUCUGGUUAUCUGGAUGUUGGCAAUGAUAAGCACUUUUUCUUCUGGUUCUUUGAAUCAAGAAAUAAGCCAAAAGAAGAUCCUGUUGUUUUAUGGCUGAAUGGUGGACCUGGAUGUUCUUCUUUGACCGGUCUUUUAAUGGAACUAGGUCCCUGCACUGUCAACGAAGAAGGCACUGAUACCUACAUUAAUCAAUAUUCCUGGAAUGAAAAUGCCAAUCUCAUCUUCUUGGAUCAGCCUUUGAAUGUUGGAUUUUCUCAUGGGAGCAACGGGGCUACGAAUACUGUAGCUGCUGCGGAAGACGUUUAUGCUUUCCUUCAGCUCUUCUUCAAGGAGUUCCCUCAAUAUGCCGACCUUGAUUUCCACGUCUCUGGCGAAUCAUAUGCUGGACAUUAUAUCCCUGCUAUCGGUAGUGUGAUCAACGAAAACAAUAAGGGCAACUUCCAAUCAUUGGAAUUAAGAAAGGAGAAGCAUUCACUCUCUAACAUCAACCUCAAGAGUCUGCUUAUCGGUAAUGGUUUGACCGACCCUCUCAUUCAGUACAAAUACUAUGCUCAGAUGGCUUGUGAGAACUCUUAUGGCCCUGUCUUAAGCAAAGCCGAGUGCCGCAACAUGGAGGUUCAAUUCCCCGCUUGUGAACGACUCAUUCAAAACUGCUAUGACAGCCAAAAUGUAUUUGCUUGUUUGCCUGCCGCUAUGAAAUGUAACAAAGAUCAAAUUACACCUUAUCAACAAACCGGUAUGAACCCAUAUGACGUCAGAGAGAAAUGUAAGGGAGGCAACCUUUGCUACGAUAUCCUCGAAUCCGUUCAAAAAUAUCUCAACAAGCCUGAUGUAAAGAAAGCUGUGGGUGCUGAAACUGAUAAAUAUGAAAGCUGCAACAUGCAAAUCAAUUUUAGAUUCCAAAUGGCAGGUGAUUGGAUGCGACCUUAUGUCAACGAAGUACCUAAACUUUUAGAGGACGAUAUCCGUAUUUUGAUUUAUGCUGGUGAUGCCGAUUUCAUCUGUAACUGGAUGGGUAACAAGGCUUGGACUUUGGCUUUACCUUGGUCAGGUCAUGAAGAAUUUGCUUCCGCCAAUGAUACAGAAUGGUAUUCUGAAUUGAAGGGUAAAAAGCAAGCGGGUGAAUUACGUAGAACAGAAGAUGGUCGUUUUGCUUUCUUGCGUGUCUUUGGUGCUGGUCACAUGGUUCCUUAUGAUCAACCUGAAAGUGGUCUUGACAUGCUGAACCAAUGGGUGCGUAACGACUUGAACUAA
Messenger RNA from Mycotypha africana, 1563 nucleotides. RefSeq names its product Alpha/Beta hydrolase protein. Bases 1 to 1563 code for a protein of 520 amino acids. Gene Ontology annotation, cellular component: fungal-type vacuole. Lineage: Eukaryota; Fungi; Mucoromycota; Mucoromycetes; Mucorales; Mycotyphaceae. The record is from RefSeq and is a predicted model, not a curated record. Gene Ontology annotation, biological process: proteolysis. The transcript has 6 exons. Gene Ontology annotation, molecular function: serine-type carboxypeptidase activity.